AUGACAAAAAUGGCCGACGGCGUGGACAUCGAUCUGUACGCCGACGAUUUGGAACAAGACUUCGCCCAGGAGGAUUUUGCUGGUAACGACAAUGUAGAUUUGUAUGAUGAUGUCAUAUCUGGGACAAAUGACAGUGCUCAGACAAGACAACCAGUUGAUAGACCUCCUAGUGCAAAUAACCAAAAUAGUACUCCAUUAGUCACAAAUGGUUCAUCCACUAACAGCUCCUCUAGUAAUAAUUCUACUACAGGACGUCGGUACCAAUUAUACAUCSGUAAUUUAACAUGGUGGACAACUGAUCAAGAUAUAACGGAUAGUGUUACAAGUAUAGGUGUCUCAGAUUUCAUUGAGGUUAAAUUUUUUGAAAAUCGAGGAAAUGGCCAAUCAAAAGGUUUCUGUGUUGUUACAUUGGGCUCUGAACAUAGUUUACGAAUGGUUAUGGAUAGAUUACCAAAAAAAGAGCUCCAUGGACAAUCGCCUGUUGUCACUUUUCCAACUAAACAAGCCCUUUUACAAUUUGAAUCACAAUCCAAAACUCGUCCACUACCUCCACCAAACAAUCAGAAUAUGCCAUCUAUGGGUGGUAUGUCAAGAACACCUGGUCAAGUUAUGCAGCAACCUAUGCGUGGUGGCCCUAUGAUGCCACAGCAACCUAUGAUGCAACAACAAGGAAUGAGAAAUAGAAUGCCAAUGCAAGGUAUGCAGCAACCCCCUCAAGGCAUGCAGCCACCGAUGGGAAUGACUAAUGGCCAUAGAAUGCCAUUGCAAUCAGGUGGACCUAUGGGUCCUCAUCAACAAGGUCCCCCUCCUCCAGGUUACCAAAACCAAUGGAAUGGAAUUAACCAACAAAUGGGUCCUCCAAGACCAGGGAUGCAACCUCAAGGACCUGUGGGUCAGCCUAGAGGACCACCUCCAGGAAUGUUUCCACCGGGUCAAGGUCCACCACGAAUGGGGCCACCACAAGGUCCUCAGGGUCCACCAGGACCUGGAGGUCCACGUGGUGAUUGGAAUCGUCCUCCUGGAAUGGCACCACAUCAAAUGGCCCCACCAGGUUCAGGUUUUCCACCACAUCAACAAGGCCCACCAAUGCAAGGUCCUCCGCCUGGUCAAGGCCCAGUUCAAAUGAUGCCAGGUGGCCCUGGUCAAGCACCAGCUCCACACGUGAAUCCGGCAUUCUUCCAACAGCCUAGUGGUGCACCUCAGGGACCUCCAGGUCAUCCAGGAUAUGGUCCUCCUAAUGGACCUACUUCUCGACCUUACAUGAAUAAUGAUAUGGGAAUGUCAGAACAAGAAUUAGAAGAAAUUAUGAGUAGGAACAGAACUGUCUCUAGUUCGGCUAUUGCUCGAGCUGUUGCUGAUGCUGCUGCUGGUGAAUUCUCAAAUGCUAUUGAAACUUUGGUUACUGCAAUAUCAUUAAUAAAACAAUMCAAGGUUGCUAGUGAUGAGCGUUGUAAAAUAUUAGUGAGUUCUUUGCACGAUACAUUACAUGGGAUUGAAAGCAAGAGUUAUAGUUCAAGAAGAGAGAGGUCUAGAUCACCUCGUGACAGAUUGCAUCGAAGAUCAAGGCGUGAGCGGACUAGAUCCCGUGAACGUGACUAUAGAGAUAGAAGUCGUGAACGUGAUCGUGAUAGGGAAAGAGAUCGUGACAAGUACGUUGACCGUUAUUAUACUUCAGAACGAGAUGGUGACAGAGAUAGGGAAAGAGAAAGGGAUCGCGAAUACAGAGAGAGAAGUCGAGAAGACAGUUCUGUAAAAGCAAGCGGCCGAAAUAGGAAAAUCACUCCGCCCGACGUAACCGAGUCUGUUCCUGUAUCCUCUAAAUCCAGGUAUUAUGAUGAUCGUUAUCGAGAACGUGAACGUGAUAGAGACAGAGAACGAGAUCGUGAACGUGAACGAGAACCGACCUCUAGUAGGAGAGCAGUAGAUCCAGACAGAGAUAUUGAACGUGACCGUGAUCGUAGGGAAGACCGUGCUGAAUCUUCGCAUCGUAGUUCUAGACAUUAAUACAUCUGUGGCGCCGCUGAUCCAUCCAUUUAUAUUAUAUAAAUACAAGUAUGCGCAAGACUGUAUUUUUGAAAUUUAUGUAUCCAUUUUGUAGAUUGUACAAAUAUCAUGGGACAUGUUUAAUAAUGUAUUUUUAAGAUAUCAAUCUUUUAUUUUUAAUUAUAUGCGGGUGGUUUAAAAUACAUAUUAUGAAUAAUAAACAUUUUAAUGUAAUCUUUUUUUCUCUAGUUUUCAGUUUUAAAUUUUUUUUUACUUUAAAUGUGUCGUUAUUCUAUCUGUAUCACACCUUAAUUGUACCUAUAAUUGUUAUGAUUGAUAUUUAAUAAUAGUGCAUUGCGACAGCUUAUGACAUCUGGAUCUUGGAACUCAACACAUUUUAGACUAGAUUAUUUAGGUACCCAAUUUUUGUAUUACACAUUAUUACAUAAUUAUUACAUAAUUAUAUAUUAUU
Messenger RNA from Diuraphis noxia (Russian wheat aphid), 2455 nucleotides. Its product is annotated as cleavage and polyadenylation specificity factor subunit 6. Gene Ontology annotation, molecular function: RNA binding. Lineage: Eukaryota; Metazoa; Arthropoda; Insecta; Hemiptera; Aphididae. The record is from RefSeq and is a predicted model, not a curated record.